Messenger RNA from Prosopis cineraria, 489 nucleotides. RefSeq names its product auxin transporter protein 1-like. The transcript is spliced from 2 exons. Bases 1 to 489 code for a protein of 162 amino acids. The record is from RefSeq and is a predicted model, not a curated record. Gene Ontology annotation, cellular component: plasma membrane. Lineage: Eukaryota; Viridiplantae; Streptophyta; Magnoliopsida; Fabales; Fabaceae.
AUGAAGAAGAUGAAGUCCAUGGAUGACAGUAGGAAACUGAGAAGGAGGAAGUGGGGCGCCGUCACAGUGGAAAUCAUGCAUGCAAUGUGGAAGCCUCAAACGUUCAAAUACAUCUAUUUAUUUGCCACUAUUUAUGUAUUCACCCUCACCAUACCAUCCACUGCUAUCGUCUACUGGGCCUUUGGAGACCAACUCACCAAGCAGUCUAAUGUGUUGGCACUCCUCCCUCGCUCCAGCUGGUUUGCUUGUAUGCCAUUGUACUUUGUGUGGGAGAAAGUGAUAAGAAUGCAUGACACGAAGAGCAUAUGUUUGAGGGCUCUUUCGAGGCUGCCUAUUAUCAUACCCAUAUGGUUCUUGGCCAUCAUUUUCCCUUUCUUUGGCCCUAUAAACUCCACCGUGGGGGCUCUUCUGGUCAACUUCACUGUCUACAUCAUCCUUGUCAUGGCCUAUAUGCUCACUUUCAGGUCUGCCUCCGUACGUCAGAAAUAG